AUAAUAAUAAUGCUAAACAUUUUAGCAGUCUUGUUGUGAAUAUACCUUUGCUAAGAAUAGCGUUGUGUAGAUAAUUUUAUUUUCGUAACAGUUUUGAGAUUAGUAGUUUUUUAAGAUAAUUGAUUCAAACAAACAUGAAUAAUUAUUUUAUAUCUUAUUUAAGAGGCUUUCGUGGUUUAUUGAAGCAACUGGAUAAAAAAAUUAAAUGCUUCCACCGAUGUUGCAGCAGUUUGGAUGGAGUUGAAAAGAAAAGUGACGACGAAAAAAAUGUCAUCAGGAAUUCGACGGAGAUUUUACAAUUCAAAAAUGAUCACGUGGCCAAAUACGUUUUGGACUGCAUGUCCAAGUACAGCAGCUCCAUUGCGCUGAUAAACGGAGAGACAGACGAGCGCCUAACAUUCAGUGAGCUGGAGAGGAAGAUCCUGAAAACUGCCAACAUCCUGCUGAGGUUGGGCCUGAAGAAAGGAGAUGUGGUGACAUUGUUCUCUCCUAACAGCAUCAACUACCCGGUUGUUGUGUUUGCUGCCACACUCAUCGGAGCAUCGUGCAGUCCCGUCAACUACUUAUACAACGCAGAUGAGUUGGUGAAGCUGGUGUCACAAGUGGAGCCGUCAACAGUCUUCACGACACGCCAGCUGGUCGCGACAGUCAACCAGAUACUUCCACAGUGUCCGUACAUUAAACGUGUCCUUCUCAUAGACUCCGACUCCGACAUUUUCGUGGAGCAGAACUCUCAAAGCCCCAUCGCAGACGUCAGAAACGUCGACAUAUGCACCGAAGAUGUUGCUGUCCUGCCCUUCUCCAGUGGUACCACUGGUGUCCCGAAAGCCGUCCAGUUGACGCACAGUAAUCUUGUUUACAACCUCCAACAAGCACUCAACCCAGAUAGAUUGGAUUUUCGCAAUGGGGACAGAAUAUUAUCAGUCCUGCCUUACUUUCACAUAUUUGGUUACAUGGCUAACAUGAUGGGAUGCAUGGUCACUGGUGCUACUCAAGUCAUCAUGUCAAGGUUCAAUCCAGAAGUAUUUCUCAAAUGUCUCGAUCAAUAUCAGUGUUCAUACUUGACGGCAGUCCCUCCGAUGGUACUCUUCAUGUGUCGUCACCCCCUCGCGGUCAGCACCACAUUUCCAAAUGUGAGGGCCAUUGUGACGGGGGCGGCUCCAACUCCCGUCAGUCUGAUCGAGGAAAUCAGGAAAAAGUUAAAAGCAGGGGCCAUCGUAAAACAAGCCUAUGGUCUCACGGAAACAAGUCCCGCAGUUUGUAUCGGCCUCAACAGUAACCCGAAGGAUGAUUCCGUUGGACCGGUCAUCCCGCAUACUGAACUUAAGGUACUUGAUGCAAAUGAUCAAAUUCUACCGCGACAACAAAAUGGUGAAAUAUGUGUUCGAGGACCACAGAUCAUGAAGGGUUACUACAAAAACGACGCUGAUAACGAACAAACUUUUACGAAAGAUGGCUGGCUUCGCACAGGCGACAUCGGAUCAGUUGAUGAGAAAGACUUUGUAUAUUUGUUUGAUAGAAGCAAAGAACUCAUCAAAGUUAAGGGAUUUCAGGUAGCUCCGGCAGAACUGGAGUCCAUCCUGUUGAGCCAUCCAUUGGUAGCUGACACUGCAGUCAUCGGAGUUCCCGACGACCAACUUGGAGAGAAGCCUCGUGCUUACGUGGUCCUCAAGAAAACCGAUUCUGUCAAAGCGCAAGAGUUGGUUCAGUUUGUCGAAGGUAAAGUAGCUGCCUUCAAACGACUGACCGGCGGCGUGGAAUUCGUUCAGGAAAUUCCCAAAUCUCAAACUGGGAAGAUAUUAAGAAGGGUGUUGAAAGAAAAGUUGUUGUCUUGAAAAUAUUCAAUGAUUGAUUUCAUUCUGCUGUGCUGUAACCCACUUUAAAAAUAACGAGUACGUUACGGUUUUUGUCAGAGGUGAUAUCUGCUGCACACGCUGCCGGUUCAUUCUCUCAAACAAUUUUAUGUUCACUCGAUGUUAACUGAAUUAAACAUCACUUGGAAUUAUGUUACAUCAUGAAACUGUGGCUGUUUCAUUUCAUGUUUUCCCAUAAUUAUUUAACUAACUUGUUAUAUAUUUGAAAGAUGUUAUGGUGUUGUAUCCUCUAUUAUGCUCAAACAAUUCAAUAAAUUGCCUUUAAAGUUUUUAAAAACGACUAUAAAAUAAA
Messenger RNA from Helobdella robusta, 2166 nucleotides. RefSeq lists its product as hypothetical. The record is from RefSeq and is a predicted model, not a curated record. Bases 135 to 1835 code for a protein of 566 amino acids. The transcript has 11 exons. NCBI's taxonomy places the organism in Eukaryota, Metazoa, Annelida, Clitellata, Rhynchobdellida, Glossiphoniidae. Gene Ontology annotation, molecular function: CoA-ligase activity.